Molecule: messenger RNA, 2815 nt
Organism: Haemorhous mexicanus (house finch)
Lineage: Eukaryota; Metazoa; Chordata; Aves; Passeriformes; Fringillidae
Gene: SPRY4
Product: sprouty RTK signaling antagonist 4
Exons: 2
Coding region: 218-1111 (297 amino acids)
Biological process (GO): animal organ development; multicellular organism development; negative regulation of MAP kinase activity
Cellular component (GO): cytosol; membrane
Source: RefSeq, a predicted model, not a curated record
CAGGCAGGCGGGUGCAGCGCCGCGGCCGCCGCUGACAGCGCCGCGCUCGCAGGUCCCUGCCCGCAGCUCCUGCCGCUCCUGCCAGCAUUCUCCCAGGUCCGGCCCCCUCGUCCGCCUCGCAUUUGGGAUUAACUCGCCUAUGGAGAGAUGGUCCUAGCUGAAUUAUUUAAAGAUACUUAAGCACAGAAUUUCCCCCAGCAGUCAGACUGAUUUCUCAAUGGAGCCCCGGAUCCCUCACAACAUCACCGUCGUCCCCAACUCUGUGAUGGUGCAGCCCUUGCUGGACGGCCGGAUCCCCUACGGGCGGCUGCAGCACCCGCUGACCAUCCUGCCCAUCGACCAGAUGAAGAGCACCCACCUGGAGAACGACUACACCGACAACCCCGGCGCCUCCCAGCCGCCGGCCCAGAAGCGGCCCCGAGCCCCCCACGAGCUGGGCUCGGCCAGCCAGCACCCGCAGCGCUGCGAGCAGGAUGUCACCCACCCCUGGAUCUCCUUCAGCGGGCGCCCCAGCUCCAUCAGCAGCAGCAGCAGCACAUCCUCAGACCAAAGGCUCCUGGACCACAUGGCCCCGGUGCCCGUGGCGGAGCAAUCGUCCCCCCGCGCCGUUCGCAUCCAGCCCAAGGUGAUCAACUGCAAGCCCCUGGACCUGAAGGGCCCCGUGUCCCAGGAGCUGGACAAGCACUUCCUGCUGUGCGAGGCCUGUGGGAAAUGCAAGUGCAAGGAGUGUGCCCUGCCCCGGACUCUGCCCUCGUGCUGGGUGUGCAACCAGGAGUGUCUGUGCUCGGCGCAGAACCUGGUCAACUACUCCACCUGCAUGUGCCUGGUCAAGGGCGUCUUCUACCACUGCACCAACGAGGACGACGAGGGCACGUGUGCCGACCACCCCUGCUCCUGCUCCCAGUCCAACUGCUGCGCCCGCUGGUCCUUCAUGAGCGCCCUGUCCCUGGUGCUGCCCUGCCUGCUCUGCUACCUGCCGGCCACCGGCUGCGUCAAGCUGAGCCAGAGAUGCUACGACCAAGUGAGCCGGCCCGGAUGCAGAUGCAAAAACACAAACAGUGUCAUUUGCAAGGCGUUGCCCGAGAGCAAAGGGGCAGAAAAGCCCUUUUAAUGGUUUGGGAGGAGGAGAUGGGAGGAUGCUCCGUGGAGCAGGGGGUGUUGGCUCUUUUUAAUAACCUGUGUUCUGAGGAGAGCGUCGGCCUCUUGCCUUCGGAGAAAGCGGAAGCAACUGUUUCCACAAACUGAAGCACUUUGGGUUAUUCAGGGUUUUUGGAACUGGUCGCAGUUGAAAUAGAUGGGGCCAAAGGAGGAAUGUUAAUAAUGCAGAGCGAAGACUGCAAACCCGUGUACAUCAAGAAGUACAGCUGCUGAAAAACUCCCAGCUUGGAGGGACGGCUGCUCACCAGGCCUGCACACCACAGGAACCAUUAACUGCUCGCUUGGCAGGCACCACCUCACAGCCAAUCCCCAUUCCCAGCUGCAAAAGGCUGCUUUGAAUUCAGAUUCAGGGCGGGCUACUUGCUUCCUGUCUCCUUCCGAGCCCCAGCUCGCUCCCAGCAGCCUGCUGAAGGCGAUGGGGGAGCUCCCUCCACCCUCCUAGACACCACUCCAAGGGCUGGUUGCACACAAAGUACGUGUCUCUCUAAAGCUUUCUGUGUCCCUCAAAGAUUUUUGGACCAGAAGUGAAGCUACAUUUCAUUUGUGGAUGGGUCUUCUGCCCUUUGGGCGUAUCCCACCCGACCCCACUGGUUUGGACCCUCUUUCUAAAGCAAGAUGGUAGCAGGGCUGCUCCUCCCAGGAGGAACUGCAGCAGGAUGUGUUCGGGCAGUUGUAUCAACGCCGGGUCCUCCUGCCUGUAAGCUGAUGCUUGGCAUCAGGUUUCACUCAGUGGAAUACGAGUUUUCCCUCAGCAGAGCAGCCCCUGUGCAGGAGGAAGGUGGCUGAUCCCGUUCCCCCAGGCCCCGCUCACUCCCAGAGCAAAGGGGAUGCAACUCGAGCCACAAAGCGAAGACGGGCGGGGUUUGUUCCAAUAAACCUCUUAAGCUCUGGUAAGAAGUCCCACAAACCUAAGUGUACGAUGCACAUAGAUGUAUUUUUCUAGGGGUCUCAAUCCAGUACCUCCCCUCCUGGAACAAGCUCUUUACUCAUUAGAUAUUAAGAUUUGUUUUUGUCUUGGGGGUGAAUGGCAUUUGCUUGAAGUACAGGACAUUCCCCCACCCCUACUGCUGCUGUUUGACUUUUGCCUCUUCUGUACAAAAGUGUCUUUUUAAAUGUAAAGAAUGCUUUUAGUGUUUAUUUUAGUGUUAACACACACUAGGGAAAGCCAGGGGAAGGAAGAGAGUGCAGUUAAGGAGCGGGCCCAUGGUUUUCAGCACGCAAAUAUUGGCUCUGUCCCUGCCCUCCUCCUGGGGCUGGUUCUGCCCUCCCCAAGGAUGCUGCCACCCCUCUCUCUUGACAACUACAAGGUGCUAGAGAAGAAUCUUGGUCCAAACAUGCAACACUCUAAUGAGGAGGUAGGUACUUGUUGCAUGCAGAAAACUGACCUAGUCUCUCUUGGUGUUUUUAAUUAGAGGAGAUUUCCUCAGUAAAUGCACAGCAGUGACAGUGAAAUGUCAUCUCUAAUUAGACAAGCAAUAGGCAGAGCUCAUGUAGCAUUUCCAGGAAUCCCCUUGGCCUGGGCAGGGGCUGGCAGGAGCACCCUGGUGGGACUCUGGUGUCUUCGGGUUGCAGAAUUCAGCUCAGCUGGAUGGCUUGGGGUUUAGUUCAAUGGAAUUGUAGAUAUUUCUUGAAUGGGGGGAGUUAAAAAAAAAGAAAA